Rattus rattus (black rat) is the source of this 5303-nucleotide messenger RNA. It is a transcript of the gene Picalm, whose product is annotated as phosphatidylinositol binding clathrin assembly protein. Gene Ontology annotation, molecular function: phosphatidylinositol-4,5-bisphosphate binding; 1-phosphatidylinositol binding; SNARE binding. NCBI's taxonomy places the organism in Eukaryota, Metazoa, Chordata, Mammalia, Rodentia, Muridae. The transcript is spliced from 22 exons. The record is from RefSeq and is a predicted model, not a curated record. The coding region runs from base 257 to 2317 and encodes 686 amino acids. Gene Ontology annotation, cellular component: extrinsic component of presynaptic endocytic zone membrane; synaptic vesicle; clathrin-coated vesicle. Gene Ontology annotation, biological process: clathrin coat assembly; synaptic vesicle budding from presynaptic endocytic zone membrane; clathrin-dependent endocytosis.
AGGGAAGGGGUGGGCUGAGGUUGAGGCGCGGGGCCCGGGAGUGCCCCGACUUGGUGUGGGAGCCAGUGGGGAACACGCGAGCCGGGGCUCUCCGAGCGGGUGGCGGCGCGCGGCCCUGAGCCCCGCCCCAGGCCGGCAGGCGGGCCGGGAGCCGGUGGGGGUAGGGGGUGCGGUGGGGGGUGGGGACCCUCGGGCUCUUGGGGGUCCCAGGCCCCUCCGGCUGCGGAGCGGAAGGGGUGGCGGACGAGCUGCAGAGAUGUCUGGCCAGAGCCUGACGGACCGAAUCACCGCGGCCCAGCACAGUGUCACUGGCUCCGCGGUAUCUAAGACAGUAUGCAAGGCCACGACCCACGAGAUCAUGGGCCCCAAGAAAAAGCACCUGGACUAUUUAAUUCAGUGUACAAAUGAGAUGAAUGUGAAUAUCCCACAGUUGGCAGACAGUUUGUUUGAAAGAACUACUAACAGUAGUUGGGUGGUGGUCUUCAAAUCACUCAUUACAACUCAUCAUUUGAUGGUGUAUGGAAAUGAGCGUUUCAUUCAGUAUUUGGCUUCAAGAAACACAUUGUUUAACUUAAGCAACUUUUUGGAUAAAAGUGGAUUGCAAGGAUAUGAUAUGUCUACAUUUAUUAGACGAUAUAGUAGGUACUUAAAUGAAAAGGCAGUUUCAUACAGACAAGUUGCAUUCGAUUUCACAAAAGUGAAGAGAGGAGCUGAUGGAGUUAUGAGAACAAUGAACACAGAAAAACUGUUAAAAACUGUACCAAUUAUCCAAAAUCAAAUGGAUGCACUUCUUGAUUUUAAUGUUAAUAGUAAUGAACUUACAAAUGGGGUAAUAAAUGCUGCCUUCAUGCUCCUGUUCAAAGAUGCCAUUAGACUAUUUGCAGCAUACAAUGAAGGAAUUAUUAAUUUAUUGGAAAAAUAUUUUGAUAUGAAAAAGAACCAGUGCAAAGAAGGUCUUGACAUCUAUAAGAAGUUUUUGACUAGGAUGACAAGAAUCUCAGAGUUUCUGAAAGUUGCAGAGCAAGUUGGAAUUGACAGAGGAGAUAUUCCAGAUCUUUCACAGGCCCCCAGCAGUCUUCUUGAUGCUUUAGAACAACAUUUAGCUUCCUUGGAAGGGAAGAAAAUCAAAGAUUCCACAGCUGCAAGCAGGGCUACAACACUUUCCAAUGCAGUCUCUUCUUUGGCAAGCACUGGCCUAUCUCUGACCAAAGUGGAUGAAAGGGAAAAGCAGGCAGCAUUAGAGGAAGAACAGGCUCGAUUAAAAGCACUAAAGGAACAGCGUCUAAAAGAACUUGCAAAGAAACCGCAUACCUCUUUAACAACUGCAGCCUCUCCUGUGUCCACCUCAGCAGGGGGAAUAAUGACUGCAGCAGCCAUCGACAUAUUUUCUACCCCUAGUUCUUCUAACAGCACAUCCAAGCUGCCAAAUGACCUGCUUGAUUUGCAGCAGCCAACCUUUCAUCCAUCUGUCCAUGCUAUGUCAGCUGCUCCUCAGGUAGCAAAUACAUGGGGAGAUCCUUUCUCUGCUACUCUAGAUGCUGUUGAUGAUGCCAUUCCAAGCUUAAAUCCUUUCCUCACAAAAAGUAGUGGUGAUGUUCACCUUCCUAUUUCUUCAGAUGUAUCCACUUUUACUACUAGGACACCUACUCAUGAAAUGUUUGUUGGAUUCAGUCCUUCUCCGGUUACACAGCCACAUCCUUCAGCUGGCCUUAAUGUUGACUUUGAAUCUGUGUUUGGAAAUAAGUCUACGAAUGUUGCUGUAGAGUCUGGUGGCUUUGAUGAACUAGGUGGACUUCUCAAACCAACAGUGGCCUCUCAGAACCAGAGUCUUCCUGUUGCCAAACUUGCGCCUAACAAAUUAGUGUCUGAUGACUUGGAUUCAUCUUUAGCCAACCUUGUGGGCAAUCUUGGCAUUGGAAAUGGAACCACUAAGAAUGAUGUAAGCUGGAGUCAACCAGGUGAAAAGAAGUUAACUGGAGGAUCUAACUGGCAACCAAAGGUUGCACCAACAACUGCCUGGAGUGCUGCAACAAUGAAUGGCAUGCAUUUUCCACAAUACGCACCCCCUGUAAUGGCCUAUCCUGCUACUACACCAACGGGCAUGAUAGGAUAUGGAAUUCCUCCUCAGAUGGGAAGUGUACCUGUAAUGACACAGCCAACUUUAAUAUACAGCCAGCCUGUCAUGAGACCGCCAAACCCCUUUGGCCCUGUACCAGGAGCACAGCUGUCGGCAGCAUCCAGCCCCUCAAGGCACAGUCCUCACAGAGCUGCAGGAAAGGACCCCUUUGCAGAGCUCUCUCUGGAGGACUUCUUAUAAGUCACUUAGAUACAGUUUAUGUAACUAGAUGGAAGAGAAUGGAAUUACUCCAAGAAUAGAAGUGCACAGGUGGCGACUCCUUACUUCCAGCAAAAUCCAAACUGCUGUCUCUGAGACUCUUCCUCCAUUAGAGCUCUCCAGUAACCCAUGAAGGCCCACGACGGGAUGGGACUAGUUUAUAGGAGAGCGUUGUCAAUACCAUUUAUAAAGCCAAGAAUUGCCAUGAUUUAAGACUAAGAUCUGUCUUUUUGGUGACUAACACUUCAAUUCUUUCAACUCCUAUUAAUACCCAUAAUCAGUAACCUACCAAGAAAAGCCCGUAUUUGGAAAGUGUGGAGUUUGUGUUGGAAAAGCUGCCUGGAGAGAAGAGUUGUGUCCUUUACCAUAUUCAACAGGACUCAUUGGGGGAUCAAAAUCAUAAUUUUAAAUUAUGCAUUAUAUUUCUUUUCUCCACUCCUCACAAAUACAGAAACCAUAAUUGAAGUUAACUUUUCUUUUAAAAAAAAAAAUUAUAUUCAGUUUGCAGUAGACAUUCCUUAAGUAUUUGUAUUUAUUUAUGAUUAUCAAUUUUACAUAACAUUAAUAUUAUAUCAAACCUCCUUAAGAAAAUGAGUAUGGAUGUUCACAGUAUGUUUGAUUUUUAUCUACAAGAAUGAAUCUGAUUCAGAAUGCUUUUCAGCUGACAUACAGAGCACUAAAUACUUUAAGGCAAAACCAUAGGUCUGAAUCUCUUAAGAAUUCUCAGUCUCUAUGGGAUGUAGGGACGCAUUAUAAAUGCAUUAAUCCUUAUAGUCAAUCCUGUGCCUAGGAUUUUGCAAGGGAACAGUUCACUGACUAGGAAAAGCACUACAUUUAAAUUCAGCAUUAGUGCACUGGGAAGGAUCGUUACUGCUUUGUGCUUGGCAUGUCAUUAUUUCCCACUUGACAUUAGGGCCUUUCCAGAUGAAUGUGAGGAAUUGCUUUCACUUCAAGACUUUCCUUCUUUUCAGUAAAACUUUAGGAGAUGUAAUGGGGAAAAGGGAGGGGGACAGAAAUCCUUGAACUUUUUAUUUGGCUUGUGCCAUGUUAUGAUCAUGUACCUUUUAAAUAAGGGGAGAUAGUAUCUUUAAAGUCAGUGUCUAGCCAAGAGCUUAGCUAAUGAAGAAUUACACUGCACUGUUGACCGGUGCAUUCUGUACAUACAUCUUAACGCCUGGGGUGAGAGGGGCCUUAAGAAGGACAGGUCAUUGUAGGAAAGCAAUUCUGUACAUGAGUUAAGCAUACUUGUUGCAUUGUCUCUGCAGAUUCUAUUUUUGUUUACAAUAUUAAAAUGUAUGUUAGCAAAUGGGUGGAUUUUCAAAUAAAAUGCAGCUUCCACAAAACAUGUUAUGGUAUUCUGGUUUGAGGUGCAUUCUCCUUUUUCCUUUCAUUUUUUUUUUUUUUUUAUUACCAGUAUCAUCAGUUUUUUGCUAGUAAAAUUAUGCCCAGGAAGUUAUAUCUGCUGGUCAAAUAAAAUGUAAAAUUUGUUUUAUUUAAACAUACAAAAAGAAUAAUGUUUGAAUUCUUGUUACCAUCUGGACUCACUUAGAAACAUUAUACUUGUUCACUUUCCUUUCUGAUUGGAUGCCUUCAGUCAGGUAAGUUAAGAGAGAAAGUACUCUUCGGUGCAUAAUAUUGUGUUUGCUAAAGAAUAUUUGUAUCAUGUAGCAUAGUGAAUAAUAACCAGCAUCAGUGCAUCAGAGAGAGAUUAAAAGCUGUAAACUGCUAAGUGUUUGUUAUGGUGUGGAAAAAUCAUACAGUCUUUAGCCAAUGUGUUUUUGUUAAUGACUGAUUUUCAAAUUUCGCUAUUAUUAAAAUGUUUCCAUAUAAACUGAGAAAUUGUAUUUUAAGUUAAGAGUCCUUAAAAUAGUAAAUUUUGACUUAUUCCAUACUUUGAAUGGGUAUUUUAAGGUAUGUGACUUAAAUUCUCUCAUGACCUUACUUUGGUAGUAUGUGCAUACGAAGUGCUUUAUAAGCACCUCCAUUUUAUUGUUUAAAUACUUUUGGGCUCUAUUGGGUAAGAAUUACUCACAUUCAGUGUUUGUCCAGGGGGUUAAAUUAGCAGGUGGAAGAGGUGGCUAAUAGUGGCAUGGCUCAUUGACUUGCUGUCAUUCAUUAAAAGCUGUGAACUGCUAAUUGUAUCCCAUUCAUAGCCCUUCAUAGGGCACUUCUUUGAGGGUAGAUAUGGCUAUCUAUCUUGAGACAAGUAAGGCUGACUACAGAAAUGGAGAAAAUGUGCAGUUAGAAUGUUCUGGGAAUCAUUUCCUGGUAAGCUCAGAUUCAAACUAAGUACCUGCUAUACAGAGUUACAGUUUGUGCUGGUAAGCAAACCCAGGGCUUUCCUCUGAGCUGCAUCCCAAUCACAAGAGAUAAUUCUAAAGUUGGUUUUGAAAUAAUUCUGAGAUUUACCUUGGGAAGCAAUCUUGGCCAUAUUGAGCCUGUUCCACUUAUGUACCCUGCCUACCUUCCUUCAGACUGAGACAUUUGGUGGCUGUUCUGUGCUCCAUUCACCUGGACUUUAGGGAGUCUAGAAAGUUCAUUUCCUCCUCCCAAGAACAUUACAUGGAAGCAUUAAACACACCACACUGACCCUGUUGAGUAGCCAAGUAGCUGUGUUUACACCACAUACUCAUCUCUGAUUAUUUUUGUCAUGAACUACAAAGUUCCAUUAAACUACUCAAGAGUGGUUUUAAGGGCUGGGGAAAAAAAAGUUGCAAUAGAAUUGAAUAGACUAGAAGUCCCAAGAAACAACCAUCACUUGAGGUAGCCGGACUCUGAUUGGUAUUCAUAAUCACGGUCACUGGGAGCUAAUACUUCAUGAGUCCUGUUGAUGACAAUUGUGAUAUCAGGUAGGCUUACUGGCCUAUUUGUAGUUUUUAAGUUAAAUGCUGUGUGGUAUUUAGUAUAAACUCGAUGGUUGAACUUUUUAUUUUUGAUGCUGUUUCAAUAAAUAAAUAGUUCAGGCUUC